CUCUGUGAUUGAUACAUGGGCAACAAUCCUAAAUGACAGUGAAAAGUACAAGGCAGAUGGGUCACCACUAAGACUUUUCUGCACAAUAGGAGAUUUGAUUUUCAGCAUUGAUCCAGAAAAGAAAGUCACCGAAACUUAUGAUUCGUUUGCCAGUGGGAUGGACAAGAUUCUUCAAACUUUUUCCAUCAAAAAAGUGGAAGACGUGGAAAUGGUGUGCUUUCCUAUUAAUAAAUAUGAGCAUUAUUAUUUGGUAUGCUAUGGUAUCAAAACCAUGGGAUACUUUAUAAUUGACAAUAUUAAACGUGAAGCACAGCCUAAGAUGUACUAUAGCAGAGUUUUGGAGGUUUUGCAUUCUCACUUUUGCAAUUAUAUAAGUAGGAAUGAAAAUCCAAAUUUGGGAUCAAGAGUGCGGAAAAUGAAGCCUCGUUUUGUGAAAAUGCCAUGGCAGACUACUGACAAUUCCACAGAUUGUGGUAUCUUCCUCAUGCGCCAUAUGGAAACCUUCAAAGGAGAUGUCAAAAACUGGAACACUGACUUAACAGAAGAAGGGGUAAGAUUAGUUUAAUAUUUUACAUACUUAUAUACUGCUUUACAUUUUAGUGAUAUAGUUGACAUACUUUAGUGAUAUACUUA
Messenger RNA from Daucus carota subsp. sativus, 633 nucleotides. RefSeq lists its product as uncharacterized. Lineage: Eukaryota; Viridiplantae; Streptophyta; Magnoliopsida; Apiales; Apiaceae. The transcript has 4 exons. The coding region runs from base 158 to 565 and encodes 135 amino acids. The record is from RefSeq and is a predicted model, not a curated record.